AUGUCUAUAUUCGGUGUAUUUUCGAAGGAGGCUACGAGCAACCAAAGCUCUACGUUUUCUUGGAACAAAGAUAACCUUCCUAAGCAGCUCUUUAUCAACAAUGAACAGUAUGUCGAUUCGAAGAACAGCAAGAAGCUGGAGCUGUUCAACCCCAAAGAUGAAUCGCUCGUCGCCAACGAUGUCGCUUUGGGUGGCGAGGAGGAUGUUGAAGCUGCAGUAGCAGCAGCCGAAGCCGCCUUUCCUGACUGGAAGAAAACUCACCCCAACAAACGGCGUGACAUGCUGUUCAAGCUUGCCGAGCUGCUUGAGCAGCAUGGAAGGGCAAUUGGGGAAUUGAGCAGGCUCACGCUUGGCGCCCCGUACGAAGCCUUUGGGCUUGCUGAGCUCAACAUAGCCUGCGAAUGUUUCAGGUACUUUGCCAGCUGGACAGACAAGUUCGCAGGCGAAACAUAUCCGCAAGAGGAUGGCUUCUUGAAGAUUGUACGCAACGAGCCACUGGGCGUUACUUGUGGUAUUGUUCCGUGGAAUGCACCUAUUGGGACCGUGGCGGUCAAAGCUGGUCCUGCACUCGCAACGGGAAACUGCUUCAUUUUGAAGCCAUCGGAGAAGACACCGUUUGCUGCACUGGCGCUUGGAACCCUCAUAAAAGAAGCAGGCUUUCCUCCCGGCGUCUUUCAAGUCAUCCCAGGUGACGGCAGUACCGGAGCCCUCUUUGCAAGUCACAUGAGGGUACGCAAGAUCAGUUUCACAGGCUCAACAGCGACGGGGCGUGCCAUCAUGUCAGCAGCGGCCAAGAGUAAUCUAAAGCGAGUCACUUUGGAGCUAGGCGGCAAGAGCCCGGCGGUGGUUUUCAAAGACUGUAAUUUGGAGAAUGCGAUCACCUGGUGUGCCAAUAGUAUCACUGCAAACACGGGCCAGGUGUGUUUUGCGGCCAGCCGAGUGUACGUUGAAGCAUCCAUAUACGACGAGUUCUUGGCCGGCUACAAGAGGGCGAUGGAGGAAAAGAUUAGAGGUGUAGGCGACCCCGAGUCGGCAGAAACAACUAUCGGACCCUUGGUCGAUAAGGUCCAGUUUGAGAGGGUCCAGGGCUUCAUAGAGCGAGGCCAGCAGGGCCAAGGAAACUUGUUGGUCGGAGGAGGCCGUGUGGGUGAGAAGGGAUACUUUGUCCAGCCGACUGUUUUUGAGGCUGGCAAAGAAGACAUCGAGAUCAACAAACAGGAGAUCUUCGGACCAGUCUCAGUGAUCCAUAAGUUCGAAACGGAGGAGGAGGUUAUGGCCAAAGCCAACGACACCGAAUAUGGACUCAUGGCUGGUGUAUUCACCCAGGACAUCAAUAAGGCUUUGAGGAUCGCGUCCGAGUUCGAGAGCGGUAUGGUUGGCAUCAACUGCAUCAGCCUAAGCUUCCUGACAGCGCCUUUUGGUGGCACUAAGCAGAGUGGUCAAGGUAGGGAGAACGCCAUUCAUGCACUGAGGUCAUACACCGAACCCAAGACCGUCAUGGUAAACUUGACGUAUUAA
Colletotrichum truncatum is the source of this 1518-nucleotide messenger RNA. Lineage: Eukaryota; Fungi; Ascomycota; Sordariomycetes; Glomerellales; Glomerellaceae. The record is from RefSeq and is a predicted model, not a curated record.